Molecule: messenger RNA, 1172 nt
Organism: Cryptomeria japonica (Japanese cedar)
Lineage: Eukaryota; Viridiplantae; Streptophyta; Pinopsida; Cupressales; Cupressaceae
Product: transcription factor bHLH118
Exons: 3
Coding region: 210-932 (240 amino acids)
Biological process (GO): regulation of transcription by RNA polymerase II
Cellular component (GO): RNA polymerase II transcription regulator complex
Molecular function (GO): DNA-binding transcription factor activity, RNA polymerase II-specific; protein dimerization activity; RNA polymerase II transcription regulatory region sequence-specific DNA binding
Source: RefSeq, a predicted model, not a curated record
UCUUUCAAUGGGCAUCACGGGACAGACCAUUUUAGUCUUUCAACUGAUCAGGCUUCUGAAUUUUUUAAAUCAUUUCAAGCCUGCAGAUCUAAGAUUCCAGAGUAUGCCUUUAAACCCUUUAAGUCUCAAAUUAUAGUAAUUACAGUUUUCGAUGAAAUAAUUUGUGAGUAAUUUCUGUCCCUCCUUCCAUACAUUUUGUCUGAAGAUUAAUGGAGAUGAACGACUCUGAGUUAUUUCCUUCGCCUAUUUUCGAAAAUGCUGGUGACAUUUGUGCCUAUAAUGAUUCAACCUUGAGAAAAUCCCCCAAUCAAUUUUCCUUAUCACGAAAUCCUCUUAAAAUUUCUGGUGUUGUGGAUUAUGAAACUCGAAAGCUUGAUUGCAAAUUUAUUGAACCUGGUCUUAAGAUUGGAAAAGCACAAAUAACCAGUAAAAAUAGCAUCCACACAUCUACAGAAAGGCAAAGGCGAAAAGACAUGAAAUCGCUUUAUUCUUCAUUGAGAUCUUUGCUGCCAGAGGAAUAUGUAAUGGGGAAACGUUCAAUAGCAGAUCAACUUUUAAGAACCGCUAACUACAUUAAACAUUUGCAGGAAAAAGUAAAGGAGGCUAAACAAGUGAGAGAUGAGACCUGCCAGAAAAAAAUGUGCCAGGAUCUUCCAGUUUCUGUCGCAUCACAGACUUUCCCGUCUAUUAAAAUAGAUUCCAGUGGUUCAUUUAUUGUUGUAUCAACAAUCAAUUGUCAGAUAGCGUUUUCUGAUCUUCUGUUUGCAAUGGAAAAUAAUGAUCUUCAUGUCGUUAGUGCUUCUUCUUGUGCCAUGAAUGACAAAUUCUUUCACACCGUCCAUGCCAAGGUUUCAGAUCUAAAUAAUUUUGACAAAAGAAUUCUCUAUCGCCAGAUCUCGAAUUUGAUGACGAAAAUUGAGAAAAAACCCUGAUGCUUUGGCCCCUGAAAGUUAAGGAAUAAUUAUAUAGAUCUGGUGUACACUCUUCCUUAUACUCUGCCAUUGUAUAAAUUUGCUAAGGGGGUUUCAUUAACAGGUAGACAUUUCAAAAAAGAUUUAGAUGCUAUUUUAUUCUAUGAAUCUAUAUCGAAAUAUUAAGGUAUGGUGCAUAUUAAGGUCCUCCUUUAGAUGAAAAAGAUGAAACUGUACCCUGUUCUUGCUGGAUCUGAUAAU